AUGGCUUCUAAAGAGAUCACUGCCUCUGGUUUCGUAAGUGUGAGCAAGGAUAUCACAGAAAGCAUCAGGAAGAUUAUUGAUAAAUCAUCGAUCAAGUUUGUUCAUGGCAUAAAGCUUGACACCAAAAAUGGCAAAACUGAGGACAGACUACUGGUCCUCACAACAUGGCGUCUCUAUUUCCUGACGCCAAAGAUUCCCGCUAAGGUAGAAACCACGUUCAACUUCUUGGAGAUUCGUGCUUUGAAUUCCCACCCUGAGCACCAGGUUAUUAUCGACACUGACAAGUCCAGCUACUCCCUGAGGUUUGAGUCAAGAGAACACCUCAAUCAUGUGGUCAGCCACAUUAAUUUUGCUCUGUCUCGAAUAUUCAACAACUCCAUUUUUGCCCCUUCCAUCUGUCAUUCAGACAGCGACCUUUCUGACGGCAGCAGGAAGUAUUCACCUAGCUCAGAGACUUCAGUGGAAACCCAGAGGGCCUGUGGAGGCUUCUCCGAGACGUACUCCGCUCUGUGUGACUAUAAUGGCAUCAGCUGCAAGGAGGAAGUGCAGUGGGAUGUGGACACCAUCUAUCACUCCCAGGACAACCGAGAGUUUAACCUGCUAGACUUCAGCCACCUGGAGAGCAGGGAUUUGGCGGUGAUUGUCGCAUCAAUGGCAUACAACACCUGGUUCACUAAACUGUACUGCAAAGACCUGCGCAUAGGGUCAGAGGUCACAGAGCAGGUCCUGCACACGGUCAGCAAAUCCUCCAGCUUGGAGGAGAUCACUCUGGAGAACGCCGGGUUAAAAUCAGACUUUCCACAGAAGAUGUCAGCUGCUCUUUCGGAGAACCCUGCCUCUGUCAUCCACUCGCUCAACUUGGCCCACAACUCACUGGACAACCAAGGUGUGUCCAACUUAAUCCAGCAGGUGUGUCGCCUUAGCAAGGGGCUUCGUCUCCUCAAUCUCUCCAAGACCUCACUCACCUCAAAAGGAGUGGUGUCUCUCUCUCAGGCUCUGUGCUCCAGCGAUGAGUACUCCAACUCUCUCCUACACCUGGACCUGAGCAAGAACCCCGGCGUCCUCUCGGGGGAGGAUUCCUCGAACUUGUAUCUCUUCUUGUCUCAGCCCAACUGCCUCGUCCAUUUGGAUCUGUCGGGCACAGAUUGCUCCGUGGACUCGCUAUUUGGGGCUCUUCUGAGGGGGUGUUGCGCUGAUCUUUCCUUUCUGAAUCUUUCCAAAAAUUCCUUCUCCCACAGAAAAGUGAAGGACACACUGCCGCUGUUCCGUCAGUUCUUCAGCUCAGCCUUCAGCCUCACUUAUGUCAGCCUGGCCUCUAUGAAGCUGCCCCCUGACGUUCUGAGGGCUCUCCUAACAGGGUUAACCUCCAAUCCCCAUAUCAAUGACCUUCACCUAGACAUCAGUGGCUGUGAGCUGAGGUCUGUGGGAGCUGCUGUAAUCCAGGAACUCUUCCCCAGAGUGUCCUCUGUCGCCACUCUGGACAUCUCGGACAACGGUCUUGAUGCAGACUUGCUCACAGUACUGCCGGCCCUCUCCAGACACACCUCCCUCAAACAUCUUCAUCUGGGCAAGAACUUCAACAUCAAAAACAGGGUUCUGGAUGAAGUCCUGCAGAAGCUGGUUCAACUCAUACAGGAGGAGGAAUGCGCCCUGCAGUCUCUGUCUCUGGCCGACUCGCGCCUGCGCUCUCGGGGCACCGUGCUGGUCAACGCCCUGGGCAGCAACACCUGCCUGAGAAAAGUGGACCUGAGCGGGAACCACAUGGACGACAUCGGAGCCAAGAUGCUGAGCAAAGCCCUUCAGAUCAACACCACACUCAGGAGUGUGACAUGGGAUCGCAAUAACACCUCCGCAGCAGGAUUUCUAGACGUGGCCCGAGCACUUGAACAUAAUUUCACCUUGCAGUACAUGCCUCUACCACUAAGUGACAUCAGCCAGGCGUACCGCAGCGCCCCUGAGAGGACAGAGCAGGCACUGACAAAGAUCCAGCGCGCUCUGGUGAGGAACAACCAGACCCAGCGCUUCUCUCAGAGGCAGGCUCUGCGGCUGCACCAAGGCCUGGUCACGAGCACUGCCGAACAGGUGAUGGAGCGCCUCUGUGUGCGCGUCCAGCAGCAGGUGUGUGUGUUACGAGGCGUCGGAGAGAUGGAGGAAAUUCAAGCUGCUAAACAAGUGCUAAAAGAGGCCAGGAACUCCCGUGCUCUGUACCCUUCACUGUGUGAGCUGGCUCAUGUGCUUUCUGUGGACGGGCCGGUGCGGCAGAGACUGGACUCUCUGGCCGGUGAACUCGCCAAAGCUGCGGACAAGGAGCUUCAGGUGAUCGUCGACUCAAUGGUGUCUCUCUGCCGCGAGCUCUGCCCGUUAUCAUCUUCUGCGGCUGAGAGGUUGAGUCCUCCGCUCUCGUCCGUCUCCGAGCGCGUGUCCAUUCCUCGCUCUGCCAUUCGGACGGCUCUGAUGGAAAGAGCGGCGCAGGACAUUCACCGAGCCUUAGAAGAAGUGAAGCUGUCGGUGGUUUCCUAUCUCACCAACUCCAUCGUGGACCAAAUCCUGCAGGAGCUCUACGCCACCCAUAAGACCCUGACUCGGCAGGUGUCUCAUCUUAAACGCUGGGAGGGGACAUGUGAAGAUGGGACAGGCUGGAGGUUUAACAGACACAGAGACUCUCUGGACAUCACAGAUGAGGAGCUCAGCACCAGCAUAGACACGAUAGCCAUUAAGAAGCGCAGCUCGAGAACAAGACGAAUACGACCUGUCUCCACCAGGCUGAGUCUGUGUGACGACUCCAGCUCCUCUCCGCCCCCCUCCGUGCCGUCGUACUCCUCGCCGCUAUCCCGCUCGGCAUCCUGGGAGGGCCUGUCUGAGCUGCCGACACAGGGUCUGCCUCUCCAUCAUGUGACGCGGGUUCGGCCAAGGCCUCCGCGGAGGCACAAAGGAGGGCACAUACCUGCUGAGACACAUUGCAGUGAAAAUGGAGGAAUAAGCCCUCUGGAUGAUGGACUCCCAGAUUUCUAUACUAAAAGAGUGCUCCCUGACAGUCAGCUCUCCUCUCUGCACAAAGCUCACUCGCUGAGGAGGAAGAAGAGGAGAAACAUGCUGGCCAUCUUCGGUUUCCGCAAAAACCGCAACCAAACAUUGUCCAAUCAGGGGCCCGAGUUUGAAGCAGAGGUUUACGGAGAUGGAUGUCACACUGUUGCUACUGCACCCACUGGGACAGCCACAGAGAAUGUGUACACACUUCUCCAGCCUCCGAGGUCCGCUGCCAGAGCUGGAUCUCCCGGCGACGGGGCUGAUGGAAGAAUGAACGAUCACCAGGGGAAAAAUACUCUCGUUUUGAGUCCGCCACCAGCGCCGGGCAUCCCUCACCCGGGUGUGGGAGGAAGCAAACACCCCUUUUUUUCUCCCAGAGAGAAAUCCGAAAUGGACGCUGUGUUUGAACAGCCGGUAGAGACAGACAUGUACUGGGUGGACGACAAACAGAGGCCAACAGAGGUGCUGCAAGCAGACAAGCAGUGGAUGGAAGUGAGGCCCAGCGACCAACAUGUAGAGAGACAGCGGUUUGAUAACAGGCUGCAAGAAAGAACUUUUGGAGAGCCGAGUACAACUGAGAGACAAACAGACAGGUACAGGACUGAGAGUAGACACAUGGACAGACAGUGGACUGUUGACAGACACACCCAGCGGCAGAUUGACAGAAAGAUAGAAAGACAGUGGAUGGGCGGCAGACAGAUAGACAGGUCAUGGUCGGAGAACAGGCCGACGGACAUACAGGUGGACAAUCAGCGGACUGAGAGCAGACACCCGAGCAGAAAGACAGAGAGACAAGUGCAGGCCCUUCAUUUGGCUCAAAGGCCGCUGCCUCCGUACCCGUCGGACAGGACGCCUUCACCAAAACAGGAAACAGAUCUUCUGAAAAGCACAGAGGCAGCAGCUACAGAUUGGCAUCAGCAGGACACGCAAGGAGAUAGACAGAUGUGUCCCGACGCUAGUGGAGGGUUCACAGAGGGCUGGAGGAGCAGCGGAGGAGGAGGACGUGCUGCUCCCUGUGCAUCUAAACCUGACCCACCGCCACAGAGCAGUAAACCCAACCUGCCCAAACUGAGGCAGAGGCACCGGCUCGAGAGCUCAGACACUCUGCCAGGUACAGAGGAGGAAGUAGAGACGGAGAAGGAUCCUGUGAAGAUGGAAAAGAAAGAGAGAGAAAAAAGAAGAGACUCAGAGGGUCAACCUCCUCCGAUUCCAGAAAAGCCAAAGACAUCCUCGUAUGUGACUUUUCCAAAAGAAUCAGCAAAUGUGAGGAACUUACCUCCUCCUCCUGUGCCACCUCCUGUUCCCAAGCCUGUGCAUGUAUUACCAGACAGAGCUGCAAGUCAAGGUGAAGAAGGAUUGAGACCUCAGGCACCAUUGAAACCACAGAGAAACAGAAAGGCCAUGUCUUGUGACUCAGGCACUGACAGGGAAAGUCCUAAUAACGUUGAGAAGCCCCCAAAUCGCAAACCCCCAGUGAAAAAACCUAGACUACCCCAAAACAGAAAUAAGUCACUGGAUUUGUCUGACAGCCUCAACUCAGCCCCUGGUCACAGCGAGUUGUUGUGAUGCCCGAGGAAUUCACCCGCUGCGGUCCGGCCGAAGCGUUGUCAUGACAACUGUGGAGCAUUUCGCCCAACAAGGAAACAAAGAAAAACAUACGAGGAGGGGAGAGCCAGAGAGAAACGGUGCAACAUGACAGACAUCAUAAAGCAUCAGUUCUGUUGAAACACUUUACUUAAUGUCACUUUUUCUCCCUCGUCACCCUGACUGUGUUUCUGUCUUUGCUUUCCUUUCACAUGAAAACCUGUUCAACUCUAUUUGUGUCUACAGUAUUUUAACAGUAUUUGCUACUUUAGAAAACCCAAAUGAUCAUUGUCUUUUGUGUUGGUGGACAGUGGGCUGAGUGUUCGAGCAUUGUGGCUUUGCUAGACAGAAAAAAAUGUCUUUAUUAGAAUGUGGUUUCUUAAAUCUGCAAUGCAUUUUUGACUGCUAAUACAGUUGAUUGCCUUGGUUGACACUUGAAAAUAAGUUGCUUCUUAUCAGAUGAAACUUGAUGAUUUAUAUCUAGUUUUGCUUUCAGGAACUGAAAGGUAAUAUAUUUUAUAGAGAAAAAAAUAUUAUGUAUGAGCACCUUCACUGUAUGAAUAAAACACUAAUGGAAAACA
This is a messenger RNA of Micropterus dolomieu (smallmouth bass), 5192 nucleotides long. RefSeq names its product capping protein, Arp2/3 and myosin-I linker protein 3-like. Gene Ontology annotation, biological process: cell migration; regulation of Arp2/3 complex-mediated actin nucleation. The record is from RefSeq and is a predicted model, not a curated record. The transcript is spliced from 40 exons. Gene Ontology annotation, cellular component: plasma membrane; lamellipodium. Gene Ontology annotation, molecular function: protein binding. Bases 1 to 4593 code for a protein of 1530 amino acids. NCBI's taxonomy places the organism in Eukaryota, Metazoa, Chordata, Actinopteri, Centrarchiformes, Centrarchidae.